AUGUCCCAGGUAGACCCUGUCGAGCCUGUCGAGGUAGCUGUCGACUCUGGUGCUCCUAGAGGUGCUGCGUCUGGGGGUGCUGAGCCUGCGGGAGCGGGGCCUGGGGGUGCUCGCCAUGAGUGUGCGGAGCCUGGGGGUGCUGAGCCUGAGGAUGCUAAGUCUGAGGGUGCGGAGCCUGGGGGUGCUAAGCCUGAGAGUGCGGAGCCGGGGGGUGCUGAGCAUGAGCGUGCGGAGCGUAGGGGUGAUGAGCAUGGGGCUCUACACGGUGAUGAGCGUGGUUUGCUAGGCGCUGGAGCCUCCGGAGUGGUGCUGCUUGAGCCGAUGGGCCUGCCGCUAGAGGCCCUGGCGCUGGAGGUGCUACAGGCGCAAGAGCUGCUGGAGGUGCUGGAGCCGCUGGUCCCGGAGGUGCUGGAGCCGCUGGUCCCGGAGGUGCUCGUACUGGAGGUACUGGAGCUACUGGAGCUGGAGUUGGUGCUGGAGCUGGAGCUGCUGGAGGUGCUGGAGCCGCUGGUCCCGAAGCUGCUAGAGCUGGUGGUGCUGCAGGCGUUGGAGCUGGAGACCCUGGAGCUGGAGGUGCUGGCCCUGGGGGUGCUGGUACUGUCGGAGCUGGUUCUGGAGGCGCUGUGCGGCCGCGACCGUACUUCGUUCCACUGCUUUAGCAGUCUAGACUACGCCUCUAGUCUUGUUGCUCAGUUUGAGUCUGUCUGUCCUCCAUCCGUCGGGGGUGAGUGUGCUCUUCGCACAGACGUCAUUGAGGACAGGCAGGCGGACUUUGAGUGUUCUUCAGCUGCUGUACCUCAUCUCGUGUCCAUGCUGAUUGCACUUGAGGGAGACCCGGAUGCACAAGACACCCUAACCCCGCGCUCUUACGCAGAGGCGAUUGAGAAUCCCUACUCCUCUCAGUGGCACUCAGCCAUGGACGCAGAGAUAGCAUUCUGGAAGUCUACAUGCACUUACGCCGACGAGAUUCCCCCACCUGGGGCGAACAUCGUCAGUGGCAUGUGGAUUUUCAUGGUAAAGCGGCCACCGGGUUCUUCGCCUGUCUUCAAGGCGUGUUAUGUUGCACAAGUCUUCAGUCAGCGACAAGGAGUUGACUUCUUCCAGACCUUCUUCCCUACCCCCAAGAUGGCCACUCUUCAGGUACCCACUCAAGCCUCCGGUGGCCAAUCUACGGUCUCCGCCAGGCGCCGCGCGAGUGGCACGACACAGUGA
Closterium sp. NIES-65 is the source of this 1212-nucleotide messenger RNA. Lineage: Eukaryota; Viridiplantae; Streptophyta; Zygnematophyceae; Desmidiales; Closteriaceae. The record is from the annotation of a GenBank genome assembly.